CUACACUUGGACUUCUCUGUAAACUUCCUGUUGUACCAGUUUGAAACCGAAAGCAAUUUAUUUCCGCCAUUUUCUUUACAUUAUCUGCAGGCUGCUGUCGGCACGCUGUUCAGUGAGCAGACAUGUCGGUCCCACAGCUCCUCCUUGAGACUCUGCAAGACCUGCUCGAAAACGAAUUCGAAAAUCUCAAGUGGUACCUCUGGAACGGUGUCUUGGAUGACUACAACCCAAUUCCACUAUCUUUUCUGGAGAACGCAUCCCGAAUGCAAACCGUGAGUCAGAUGAUAAAGUGCUACGGAGAAGAGUCGGCCGUGAAGGUCACCAUUGAGGUUCUGAGGAAGAUGAAGUUCAACGGCCCUGCAGAGAAGUUAAAGAGCAGAUACGCAGCAGGAAAACCAGCUACGCCCGCCUCCUCCUCCUCCUCCUCCUCCUCCUCAGCUGCAGCACCUCCUGCACCUCCUGCAGCGAUGACAGCUCAGAACGGAUCUGUGAUCAUCGCCCCAAAUGUCGUCGGCGGGUCAUCUGGAGCCUGGAAUAUAACCAUCAACAAAACAGAAAUGCAGGCUCCACUUCUGCUCUUAGACACUCUGGAUGAGCUCGGCGCCGAUGAGUUCAAGAGGUUUCUGUGGAACUUGAGUCAGCCGGUGCUGGACGGGUGUCAGCCCAUUCGUAGGGGCCACCUCGUGAACGCAGACCGGCAGGACGCCGUCAGCAAGAUGAUCGACAGCUACGGUGAAGAGAUGGCCGUGAGUGUGACCGCUGAGAUCCUGAAGAGGAUGAACAACAACAACGCUGCGGAGAAGCUGAAGAAGGCGUACGCAGGCGGAAAGGAUGGGGGAUCAACAGCUGCACCCUCCUCCUCCUCCUCCUCCUCCUCUUCUGGUUUGACACUUCCUGCUGGUGCUUCACUUUGUGCUCAGGGCAAAAGCGUCAUCAUCGCACCCAACAUCCACGGCACCUCGUCCGGUGUAUCCAUUAAUAUGAACUUAAACACACAGUGACUGAUUCUGUUGUUGAUGCUAAAUGGUUUCAUGCCUCAAUAAACUUUAAACAAGUGCUA
Messenger RNA from Acanthopagrus latus (yellowfin seabream), 1060 nucleotides. RefSeq lists its product as uncharacterized. The record is from RefSeq and is a predicted model, not a curated record. Lineage: Eukaryota; Metazoa; Chordata; Actinopteri; Spariformes; Sparidae. The transcript is spliced from 5 exons. Gene Ontology annotation, cellular component: cytoplasm. The coding region runs from base 123 to 1001 and encodes 292 amino acids.